Clupea harengus (Atlantic herring) is the source of this 3804-nucleotide messenger RNA. RefSeq names its product endoplasmic reticulum aminopeptidase 2 (gene erap2). Gene Ontology annotation, cellular component: cytoplasm; membrane. Gene Ontology annotation, biological process: proteolysis; peptide catabolic process. Gene Ontology annotation, molecular function: zinc ion binding; metalloaminopeptidase activity; peptide binding. The record is from RefSeq and is a predicted model, not a curated record. Lineage: Eukaryota; Metazoa; Chordata; Actinopteri; Clupeiformes; Clupeidae.
CACAGGAAGGCAGCAGAGGCACAGGCAGCAGCUGCAGCGCACCCGAGAAUUGUGGGUCUGACACAUGAAAGGGAAAAUGAAAGCUGACUGCCACAGGAGACACACAGGCCCGAAUGAUGCAGCUGAAAUUGAGGUAUCUCUGAGGACUGUUCAGGAUCUUUCCGCUUCAGGCAGCACUUGUCCCUCGACUGCAAAGUAACAGAAGUCUACCCCGUUUAAACGUCCGUUAUGCUACUGUUGGUUUUCACCCUGCUCCCCCUGACUGUAUUUGGCACAGGCCAUGCCUCUGAUUCGAAGGAUCAGGUGGAUGAAAGCGUGCACACGGCUACAAACGGCGUCCCCUUUCCAUGGAGCAAGGUCAGGCUCCCAAACUACAUUGUGCCGGUUCACUACCAUCUGCUCAUCCACCCCAACCUCGCCGCGCUCAACUUCACCGGCUCGGCCAAGAUAGAGAUCGACGUGAAGAACAACACCAACUGGGUGGUACUGCACAGUAAAGGUUUCAACAUCACGACGGCCACCAUCUUGGAUGAGAGCGAGGCCCACCUGUCAGAACGAGUCCUGCCCGUGCUGGAGUACCCACCCCAUGAGCAGAUCGCCAUCUUCUCGCCCAAAAUUCUCACCUCUGGGGAGAAGUACUUCCUUUACCUUGAGUUUGAUGCUCCGCUGGGCGAUGGGUUCUAUGGCUUAUACAGGAGCACAUAUAAAACUAAAACAGGAGAGACAAGGAUCCUGGCCUCCACGCACUUUGAGCCCACCUCUGCACGCAUGGCCUUCCCAUGUUUUGACGAGCCCAAUUUCAAAGCCAACUAUUCCAUAAGGAUAAGGCGUCAGCCUACCUAUAUUUCCCUUUCAAAUAUGCCCAUAGAACAGACAGUAGAACUGACCAAUGGCCUUCUGGAGGACCGGUUUGAUACUAGUGUGCAAAUGAGCUCCUAUCUGGUUGCUUUUGUUGUGUGUGACUUCAAACGUGUCACUGGUAGGACCUCAUCUGGAGUGGAGGUUUCCAUUUACGCCGUUCCAGACAAGUGGCACCAAACCCAUUACGCUCUAGAGGCUGCAGUGAAGAUUUUAGAGUUCUACGAGACGUAUUUCAACAUAUAUUACCCCCUGCCCAAACUAGAUUUGAUUGCCAUACCAGACUUUCAGUCGGGGGCGAUGGAGAACUGGGGUCUGAACACUUACAGGGAGACCGCUCUGCUCUUUGACCCCGCCACCUCAUCUGCCUCCGACCAACUCUGGGUUACCAUGGUGAUUGGACAUGAGCUGGCCCAUCAGUGGUUUGGAAACCUGGUAACCAUGGAGUGGUGGAAUGAUAUAUGGCUAAACGAGGGAUUCGCCAGAUAUAUGGAAUUUGUCUCAGUUGAUGCAACGUACCCAGAGCUAAGAGUGGAGGACUAUUUCCUGCAAACCUGCUUUGCAGCCAUUGGGCGAGACUCUCUCAACUCCUCUCGACCAAUCUCCUGCCCAGCAGAAAACCCCACCCAGAUCAAAGAAAUGUUUGACACAGUCUCUUAUGACAAGGGUGCAUGUAUCCUGCACAUGCUCAGACACUUUCUCAGCGAUGAAGUGUUCCAAAGUGGCAUUGUCCGAUACCUGAAGAAAUUCAGGUUCAAAAAUGCCAAAAAUGAGGAUCUGUGGGACAGCUUAGCCAACACAUGCUCAGAGGAUGAGUUCACAUCAGGGGAACACUGCUAUACCAGCUCACAAGCAACAAAGAAUGCGUAUCUCUACGCAGGGGAGCAUAUGGACCUCAAGGCCAUAAUGAACACAUGGACACUGCAGAGAGGCAUACCAUUGGUGAGAGUAAAGCAGCAGGGGUCAAAGCUGUACUUUAAACAGGAACGCUUCAUUAAGACCACCCUUCCUGGUGACCCUCUUUGGGCAUCUCUGCAGAAAGGCUUUCUUUGGCACAUCCCUCUCACAUACAAAACAAGCCAUUCAAGAAGUGACACGAGGCAUUUAUUAGACACAGAGUCAGGUGUCUUGGAUUUGGAUGAGAGUGUGGACUGGGUAAAGUUUAACACAGACAUGAAUGGUUAUUAUAUCGUCCACUACGAGGGGGAUGGCUGGGAGAGACUGAGCGCAGUUCUGAGGCAUAAUUUCACUGCUCUGAGUCACAAGGAUCGGGCCAACCUCAUUCACAGCGCCUUUCAGCUAGUCACUGCAGGACAGUUGUCUCUUGACACGGCUCUCGACCUGAUCACUUACCUGAAGUCUGAGACCCACAACGUCCCCCUCAUACAAGGCUUUGGAUAUCUGGAAGCCUUCCACAAAAUGGUAGAGAAGAGAAAGCUCUCGGAUGUCACCCAAAAUGUGAAAGCCUUCAUAUUGCAGUUCUUCCAAGGAGUGAUUGACAGGCAGACAUGGACUGACAAGGGGUCCAUCUCAGACAGGAGGCUUCGCUCUGAGGUGCUCUCCCUGGCUUGUGAUUUGGGCUACCCCCCUUGUCUUGAAAAGGCUAAACAGUUCUUCAAUGACUGGAUGAAAUCCAACGGCACAAUGAGUCCACCCAGUGAUGUGAUUGAGACAGUCUUCUGUGUUGGAGCUCAAAACCAUGAAGGCUGGACGUACCUCUUAGAGAAGUAUACAACAUCCAUGUCAGAGGCUGAGAAAGACAAAAUUCUCUCAGCUUUAGCAACCAGCAAAGAUACAACUAAAUUGAUAAGAAUACUAUACCUUGGCAUGAAGGGACAAGUCAUAAAAACAAUGGUGCUGCCCUCACUGAUAUAUAGCGUGGCUAGAAACCCAGAGGGUCAUAACCUGGCAUGGAACUUUGUGAAGAAGAACUGGGACAGGCUGGUGGAAAAGUUUCAGCUGGGGUCCUUCAGUAUUAGGACCAUUAUAAUUGGCACAACGUCUCAGUUUUCAUCAAAAGAAGAACUAAAUGAUAUCAAAGAUUUCUUUGAAUCCAUAAAAGACGAAUCAUCCCAACUGCGAGUCACCCAGGUGGCGCUGGAGAACGUGGAGAAGAAUAUCGUGUGGUUGGAGCGCAAUUUGGAGACUUUGAGGACCUGGCUGCUAAAAACUUUGAAGCUCAAUGAAAAAGAACUUCGGUGAGAUCAGAUCUCUGUACAACUGGGUCAACUGUCUGGCCAAUAUCAACAGAGCACGGAACAUAUUAUGACAAUAAUAGACAAAUAAUUAUGUUUUCAUUUUUUUAAAGUAUUUUAUGGUUGCUUUUUUUUAAUUCUAUCUAAGGAUAGUUGUUUUAUGUUAGUGGGUUAUCAGCCUGUAUUUUCCACAUGUUUUCAGGGGCAUUAAGGCUUUCAAAAGAAUGAUAGACGAUAGUCUCUUCACCUCCUUUGGCAAAAGAAUGUGUACUUGUGUUGCAUUUGACUUAAAGAAAUUGCAAAUAUAUACGUGACUUACUUUAAAUAAAAACAGUCAAGGAUGUAUGGACAGAAAUAAUUUUUUGAAAGAACUACCCUAUGUGGAAUCCAUUUCCUGCGAUUUGUGUGCAUUCUCUUCUGGUUCUACUGCAUGGCUGAGGUUGGCCUACCCCUGUCAAUAGAACAGCUAAAAACAUGUUGUGUGAGCGAGAGUACAGCGCUCUCUAGUGGUUUGAUGUUGGUACAUCAAUACAGCUACCCACAAAACAAAGCACAAAAAACACAAAUACAAAUUAUGUAUACAUAGUGAAUGUAAAAUGAAUUGACUGAAAAACUAAUUAGAAUUUGCGCUUACAUUACAUUUCUUCAACUGUUUGCUGUGGAAAAUGGCACACUUUUUGUACAAACUAAAUAUUUUUGUUCACAUGAACAUACCAUGGAUUGUAAAAAUAAAAUAAAACUAUUGACAUUA